This is a messenger RNA of Durusdinium trenchii, 957 nucleotides long. The record is from the annotation of a GenBank genome assembly. NCBI's taxonomy places the organism in Eukaryota, Dinophyceae, Suessiales, Symbiodiniaceae.
AUGGGCGAGAAGGCCCCCGUGCACGACCCAGAACUGCGGUGGUUCGGGAGGUUCGGGCUGCGCCUGGGCGAAGGGCUCCGGCUCGACGUGGUGCACGUCAACGCGGCUCUUGCGGCCGGUCGGACCAGGGCCGGACCUGGGACGCUGCUGGAGAUACGAAGCUGCGAGAUUUGGCCAGAUGUGGUCAGUCUCAACAGCGUCAUGAACGUGGGUGCUCAAAAUGGGCAAUGGCAAGAUGCCCUAGAUCUUCUUUCUGCUCCCAAACAGCUCCACCUCCAACCGGAUCUCAUCACUUAUGGCUCCACCUUCUGCGCCUUCGAUCGAGGCGGACAAUGGCAUCGCGCCUUACAGAUGCUGCGCAGCAUGCCAAGCAGAGUGGUGGAGCCCAACCUCAUUAGCUACAACAGUGUCCUGGCGGCGGUUGGCACAUGGCCUCGUGCCAUGGAGCUCUUGGUAAAGGCUCAGGUCUCCCUCUUGCUGCCAGACGUGAUCUCCUUCGGAGCCUCCCAGACGGACGCGUGGCAGCACGCUGCAGGCAUCCUGGGGCGGAUGUUGCAGAUCUCUGUGAAGCCGAAUGCCGUCGUCUUCAACCGCGCGCUGAGCGCGUCCUGCCGUUCGGGUCGUCCGUGGCGCCAAGCCAUCCGCCUCUUGGAGCAGGCGGAGGAGCGCCGACUGGCUGAUCUCAUCACCUACAGCAGCGCCAUCGCGGCGUGUGCCACGGGACGAUCUUGGCAGUAUGCCUUGGCUCUUCUCAACGCGAUACGUUUGGCCAAACUGAAGCCGAAUGAGAUCGCCUUCAACUCGGUCCUCAGUGCGAUCUCCGAGUGGACUCGAGCAUUGGCGAUCUUGAGCUCUAUGGACCGCAAGGUACAUGGCGCAGCGGCUGCCCUGCCGCCAGCGACCGCUGCCAACUUUGCGUAUAUAUAUAUAUAUAAUGAUGUAUUGACACAUAUAUAG